AUGGAGAAGUCAAGCAUAGGACCGCACGGCAACGUCUAUCUUGACGACUACCAAGAUGUUGACGCAAACACAGAACUCCUCCCAUUCAAAAAGGACCCUGGCAAAUUCCUGACCUUCAACGACUGUCGCAACACCACCGUCCUAGGAUACGCCUACCCGGAAACACGGCGUUGGAAGUUCGCAUCAGACCAAGCCUAUCAGGCAGAUGUCACAGCGAGCAUUGCAAGGAUGUACAGUGGACGCGCCCGCGCACAGAGCAAAGUUACAGUCAUGAGUACCAAGCCAACGCCAUUCGGAGAAACACUCGAGGGCAACAAUGGCACAUACACGGAUUGGACUAUCGAGACACAAGCGAUCGCUUCCAGGCUUCCACCAUCGUUCAUCGUCAAGUACUCGCUCGGCGGCAUGUUCAACUCCGAUCCAGUUGUCGACGUGGGAAGCUGGAUGAUGCUGAUGCCAGAGCGACUCGACGACGUGCACACCGAGAAAGACCCCUCAAUACCGGAGAAGUUGAUGAACGGUACAACAAGUAUCACACCUUAUCUCAUCGAGCAAAUCGAGAAUAAGAGCUUGAAGAGCCUGGAGCCCAGCAACGUGGUGCCUUUCUUGACCGAGAAGUUGACCUGGAAUGUCUAUGAUCAAAAUGGUGAACGUGUAAAGUUCCCAGACCAAAAGACACUCUCAGUCAAGGUAUUCAGCACCAGCGCGCGCGUGCCACACAACGACGAAGAACCGAUCGAAUACGACGAUGGAAGCACGGCUUAUCCCGAGAUCACGGCAGGUAAACAUGGUGGUGACAAGAUGGGUCCCCCGGGAAUGAUGCCUCCAAGAUUCUAG
This is a messenger RNA of Alternaria hordeiaustralica, 837 nucleotides long. RefSeq lists its product as uncharacterized. The record is from RefSeq and is a predicted model, not a curated record. NCBI's taxonomy places the organism in Eukaryota, Fungi, Ascomycota, Dothideomycetes, Pleosporales, Pleosporaceae. The coding region runs from base 1 to 837 and encodes 278 amino acids. The transcript is spliced from 2 exons.